This is a messenger RNA of Pseudocercospora fijiensis CIRAD86, 810 nucleotides long. RefSeq lists its product as uncharacterized. Gene Ontology annotation, cellular component: tRNA methyltransferase complex. The record is from RefSeq and is a predicted model, not a curated record. Gene Ontology annotation, molecular function: tRNA (guanine(46)-N7)-methyltransferase activity. The coding region runs from base 1 to 810 and encodes 269 amino acids. Gene Ontology annotation, biological process: tRNA methylation; RNA (guanine-N7)-methylation. The transcript is spliced from 2 exons. Lineage: Eukaryota; Fungi; Ascomycota; Dothideomycetes; Mycosphaerellales; Mycosphaerellaceae.
AUGGCCGGCCCAGCUAGGAAGAAGCAAAAGCGCGAAGAGAAGCAAGAAGGGGAAUUACCACAGAAAAAAUACUACCGCCAAAGAGCACACGCAAACCCAUUCUCCGACCAUGACCUAACAUACCCAGAAUCCCCCUCCGCAAUGGACUGGAGUAAACACUACCCAGAAUUCGCCACCACCAACAACAGUCAACAACAUCCCUCCACCGAAACGACAAAAAAAGUCACAGUAGCAGACAUAGGCUGCGGCUUCGGCGGCCUCCUCUUCGCCCUCUCCCCCAAACUCCCCAACCACCUAAUUCUCGGCCUAGAAAUCCGCACAUCCGUCACGAAAUUCGUGCAAGACAAAAUCCUCGCUCUCCGCCACAGCUCCACGACGAAUCACGACUUCCAAAACGUCUCAUGUCUCCGCGCCAACACGAUGAAAUUUCUCCCGAAUUUCUUCGAAAAAGGACAGCUAGAGAAGAUAUUUCUCUGUUUUCCGGACCCGCAUUUCAAAGCGAGGAAGCAUAAAGCGAGGAUUGUGAGCGCGACGUUGAAUUCGGAGUAUGCGUUUGUCAUGAAAGCUGGUGGCAAGGUUUAUACGAUUACGGAUGUGGAGGAUUUGCAUUUGUGGAUGGUGGAGCAUCUUGCGGCGCAUCCGAGUUUUGAGAGGGUUGGGGAGGAGGAGACGGAGGGUGAUGUGUGUGUGAGUGUGAUGAGGACGGAAACGGAGGAAGGGAAGAAAGUUGAGCGGAAUGGUGGGAAGAAGUUUGUUGCAGUAUUUCGUCGGCUUGAAGACCCGCCUUUUGCUGCGGCGUUUGGAUCAUGA